AUGUUUGUCAAGCGACCUAAGGGAACCCGCGAUUUUUACGGACCCGAGCAAUUAGUCAAAAAAACGGUUGAGCAAGUCCUUGCUCAAUUAGCCGAGCAACACGGCUUUUCUGAGAUAGAAACGCCGGUCUUUGAACACGCCCAAGUUUUUACUAAAUCGAUCGGAUCAGACACCGACAUAGUUGGCAAAGAGAUGUACCAGUUUAACGACCGCAAAAACCGCUCCCUCGUGCUCAGACCAGAGGCCACCGCUAGCGUGGUCCGGGCUUGGGUUGAGGACAAACUUUACCUUAAGUCCGACUACCACCGCCUUUACUACUCGGGGCCGAUGUUUCGUUACGAAAACCCCCAGCGCGGGCGUUACCGGCAAUUUCACCAGUUUGGAGUGGAGUACUUAGCACCCAAAGAUCCCUGCGCCGAUUUAGAAAUAAUUUUGCUGGCCGAGUCAAUCGUAAGACGUUUUGGUCUCAAAACUAAGUUGGUUGUUAAUUCGCUCGGCGACGCUGAGUCGCGAGCUAGUUAUGUCAAAGCGUUGCGAGCUUACUUUCAAAACCACCGCGCUAGUCUCAACGUGCAUUCUCAGCGCCGUUUAGAAUCAAACGUUUUGCGAAUUUUAGAUGAUAAAACUGAGCGGGGCAAAAAAGUCGUUCAAUCAGCGCCUCAAAUCGCUGAUUACUACACUCCAAGCGCCCGAAAUUACUGACAACGGUUUUGCAAUUUACUUGAUCAAAUGGACAUCAAGUACCAAGUUGACCCCUAUCUCGUGCGCGGCCUUGAUUACUACAACGACAUUAUCUUUGAAUACUUACCGGUCAAUAGUUCUCAGGGGAGCCAAAACACGGUUAUCGCCGGUGGUCGUUACGAUAAUUUGCUGGCCCAGGCCGGCGGACCGGAUCACUCUAGCGUCGGUUUUAGUUUAGGGGUUGAGCGUUUAAUCGCCCAUUUACCGACCAAGGUUAGCCAAGCAAUUAGUCCUGAACCAGCGUUUCACGUGGUUAACUUCAGUUCCGCAGGGUGUCUUUACGGUUUAAAAAUCGCCGACCAAAUGCGCCAACAAGGUUUUAAAACCGAGCUGUGA
Molecule: messenger RNA, 1077 nt
Organism: Centruroides sculpturatus (bark scorpion)
Lineage: Eukaryota; Metazoa; Arthropoda; Arachnida; Scorpiones; Buthidae
Product: histidine--tRNA ligase-like
Exons: 1
Biological process (GO): histidyl-tRNA aminoacylation
Cellular component (GO): cytoplasm
Molecular function (GO): ATP binding; histidine-tRNA ligase activity
Source: RefSeq, a predicted model, not a curated record